Cryphonectria parasitica EP155 is the source of this 492-nucleotide messenger RNA. RefSeq lists its product as uncharacterized. The record is from RefSeq and is a predicted model, not a curated record. The transcript is spliced from 2 exons. Lineage: Eukaryota; Fungi; Ascomycota; Sordariomycetes; Diaporthales; Cryphonectriaceae. The annotation marks the transcript as partial.
AUGGACUACUCUUUUCGCAUUCUCUGUGUACAUGGCAACAGUGACCCCAAGUCCGCGAUCUACUGUGAAUUGAUUGAGAGACCACUCGGUGCCGAGGAGCCCACGUAUGAAGCUCUAUCCUACUGCUGGGGCGGCCAGUCGCUGACGCAGGAAAUCUUCUGCGAGGGCCGGCGUCUUAUGGUUACCAAGAACUGCGAGUCCGCGCUUAGGUACUUCCGUCCGGCAGUGAACGGCCACGUGCGUCGCCUCUGGAUUGAUGCGAUCUGCAUCAAUCAGGGAGAUAUCUCUGAGAAAUCCAACCAGCUGCAGUUGAUGGGUGAGAUUUACAGCGGAGCUUCUCGGGUUCUGGUAUGGCUCGAGGACGACAGCUCAAGAAUCCUCCUUCACUCGCUUAGUAACCCCGGCCCGUCAUGGAUUAUUGACAUCGGUCGAACGGCUUUAGCUAUCGAUGGGACUAUCGUCCUCCUACCGUGGUUCAAGCGCCUUUGGAUC